Messenger RNA from Prorocentrum cordatum, 1613 nucleotides. Lineage: Eukaryota; Dinophyceae; Prorocentrales; Prorocentraceae. The record is from the annotation of a GenBank genome assembly.
CCGAGAGCUCCGCGGCCGAGGCCGGCGGCGGCGGCGGCGUGUCGCACGGCCGCGGCGGAGCUGCUGCCGCGGGCGCAGGGGAGGGGAAGCGCAACAGGACCCUGGCGGAGAAGAUCCGGGCGGCCGCGGACAUCACGGACAGGGGCAACUGGACGCUGGUCCCAAGCAGGAACUGCUUCCACCGCCACGGCAGCGGAAGCUUCCCCGAUGGCGGCACGGGCGAUUCGAACGGGAGCCACGUCGACCUGGACAAGUGCCUGGCGCUGUGCCAGGAGACCGACUUCUGCGACGGGGUCGUCGUGGAGACCGGGCGUCUGAACGGCCCGUGCAGCCUGCGCACGGAGGUGAGCUUCUCCUCGUGCCAGGAGGACUUCACCUUCGACGCCUGGAUGCGUGACAACACGACCAGCGGCCGCGUCGCGAAACUGAGGGAGCGGGUGGGCUGGGCGCUGCACGAGCGCAAGAACUGCUUCCCCGGCCAGGGCAGCGCGGAGGUCAAGGUCACAGACGUGUUGCCCAGCCCCGCGGAGCCCCUCGCGCUGGACGAGUGCCUGCUGGCCUGCCAGGACCACCCGCUCUGCGAGGGCGUGGCCGUCAGCCACGGCAGGGACGUCACGGCCUGCAACCUGCGCUCGUGGGUCGAGGUCGCCGAGUGCGCGGACGACGAGGGGUUCGACCUCUGGGUGAUGGACCAGACUGCCAGGCAGCUUCUCGGCCCCGAGCCCCCCGCCGGGGCCGUCGGGAGGGACCGCCUGGUGGGUGCCGUCGACAUGAUCAGGCAGGACCACCUGCUGCAGAAGAUCGAUCUGGCGAGGUGUGCGCUCGUCGGGGCGUCGGGGUCGAUGUCUGGCUCGGGCCUCGGUGCUGAGAUCGACGCGCACACGGCCGUGAUCAGGCUCGACCGCAUGCCCACGGAGGAGUUCCGCGCCGACUUCGGCGGCCGCACCGACUUCCUGUUCCUCGGGGAGGCCUUGGACGGCUCGGUUGCGCUCAUGGGCGUUGAGGAGCCCAAGGUGGCAGUCUGCCACGACGUGGACGGCUGCGACGACGGUCGAACAUCGUCCGAGCGGAGCAUGUCGUGAGAUCCCGGCCACUUGGCGUACACCUGGGGAAAGUCAGGGGAUAGUCGUGCCCCCCUAUGGGCUCCAGGCACAGCCAACAGCACCUCGCGGCUUCCUGGCGUGCCCGGGACACAGGCGCACUUCACUUCCUGCCGCUCUGCGGCGUUUUCGACCUCUACGGCCGAGGGGGCGAUUGCGCGGCCGACGGGUUUCACGACCUGCACGAGGAGCACGUCAUGAGGACGGAUUGCCGCCGGAGAUGGGAGGCAGGGUGCCGCCCGAGGUGAGGCGGGGUGGCUGCGGGAGCACGCGGCGCGGGUGAGGCGCGUGACGACGACCUCCGGCGGCGCGGCGGGGGCCGGCCAGGCAGGAGCCUCGAGCGGCAGCGCGUUCGUGGCGGAGGUGCUCGGCGGGGCGAUGGGCACCACGCGGGCGCCGCCGUGGGUACGGGCGUGAGCACGGCGCCCGUCUCUGCUCGCGGCCGCCGCUUGCAUGCGGUCCUCCUCGUCCUCCAUCCUCCACCUCUGUCUCCUCCUCCUUUUCCACCUCCUC